CAACCCAAAAACUUCAGGAAAAAAUCUAAAAAUUUAAUCGACUGCCUUAUUUUGGUCUUCCUUUUACUGCAAGACAAAUUCCCUUCUCUCUAUUUUCUUCUUUGAAGCACAUGAGCUAAAGUAGUUGUUCUUACUGAGGCUUGCUAAUUUGGUAGUUCAUCAUGUUUAUAAAACAGAUUAUUAUUGAAGGGUUCAAAAGCUACAGGGAGCAGAUUGCUACUGAGCCUUUCAGUCCAAAAGUUAAUUGUGUUGUUGGUGCUAAUGGUUCUGGCAAAACAAAUUUUUUCCAUGCAAUUCGUUUUGUUUUGAGUGACCUGUUCCAAAAUCUGCGCAGUGAAGAUAGACAUGCUCUACUACAUGAAGGUGCAGGACACCAAGUUGUAUCUGCAUUUGUGGAGAUUGUUUUUGAUAAUUUUGACAAUCGUAUCCCGGUUGACAAGGAGGAGGUACGCCUACGUCGAACAAUUGGGUUGAAGAAGGAUGAGUAUUUCUUGGAUGGAAAACAUAUUACGAAAACAGAAGUUAUGAAUUUACUGGAAAGUGCUGGGUUCUCUCGUUCUAAUCCCUAUUAUGUUGUUCAACAAGGCAAGAUAGCAUCAUUAACGCUGAUGAAAGAUUCUGAGAGGCUGGACUUGCUGAAAGAAAUCGGUGGUACUCGAGUUUAUGAGGAGAGACGUCGUGAAAGCUUGAAAAUCAUGCAGGAAACUGGCAAUAAAAGGAAGCAAAUUAUACAAGUUGUCCAGUACUUAGAUGAGAGAUUGAGAGAAUUGGACGAAGAGAAAGAAGAGCUUAGAAAGUAUCAGCAGCUUGACAAGCAGAGAAAGUCACUAGAAUAUACCAUUUAUGAUAAAGAACUUCAAGAUGCACGGCGUAAAUUGGAAGAGGUAGAAGAAGCUCGUACCAAGGUUUCUGAAAAAUCAUCUGAAAGGUAUAAUGCUGUGCUGGAUUCUCAUGAAAGGUUAAAGGAAUUGGACAAGAUGUCUAAAGAUUUAACAAAGGAGCUUCAAGGUUUAAACAAAGAUAAAGAAGCCUUGGAAAUUCAACAAGCAGAAGCAAUAAAGAAGCAAACUGCGCUUGAGCUUGAUGUAAAAGAUUUAGAAGAGAGGAUGUCUGGGAACAUGCAAGCCAAAGAUGAUGCAAUCAAACAGCUUCGAAUGCUGCAGAAUGAAAUACAGGAGUCAACAGAGGAGCUUAACAGGAUUAAACCGCUCUAUGACAACCAAUUAAAAAAGGAGGAGAAUAUAACAAAAGGGAUCAUGGAGCGUGAAAAGCAACUUAGCAUCCUCUAUCAGAAACAAGGUCGUGCUACUCAGUUUUCUAGUAAAGCUGCUCGUGAUAAAUGGCUUCAAAGGGAAAUUGAGGAUUUCGAAAAAGUGCUUUAUUCAAAUUCACUGCAGGAGCAAAAACUUCAGGAGGAAAUUUUUGGGCUCAAUGAGGAGUUGGAGCGCUUGGAUGGUUCUAUUGAAAGACGCCAAGCUGAAAUCAAAGAGUUGGAAUCUUCAAUUUCCAAGUCUCGGUUUAAUUCUCAGAAAACAGAAAGAGAUAAGCUGCAGGAUCAAAGGAAGUCCUUAUGGGAGAAAGAAAAUAAGCUUUCUGCUGAAAUUGAUAAACUGAAAUCAGAAGUUGAGAAAGCAGAGAAGAGCCUUGAUCAUGCAACUCCUGGAGAUGUAAGAAGGGGGUUGAAUUCUAUUCGGAAGAUAUGCAGAGAAUAUAAUAUAGGUGGAGUGUUUGGUCCAAUUAUUGAGCUGCUUAAUUGUGAUGAGAAGUUUUUCACUGCAGUUGAAGUAACUGCUGGAAACAGUUUAUUUCAUGUGGUUGUUGAAACGGAUGAGAUAUCAACUCAGAUAAUUCGACAUCUUAAUUCACUGAAAGGAGGGCGUGUUACUUUCAUACCACUUAACCGUGUGAAGGCUCCGCAUGUUUCAUAUCCACAAAGUUCUGAUGUGAUACCUCUGUUAAAGAAAUUGAACUUUUCUUCCAAAUUUGCUCCAGCCUUUGCACAGGUGUUUGGUAGAACGGUGAUCUGCCGAGACAUAGAUGUUGCUACAAGAGUUGCUCGAACUGAUGGUCUGGAUUGCAUAACUUUGGAAGGUGAUCAAGUUAGCAAGAAGGGUGGUAUGACUGGGGGAUUUUAUGAUUAUAGGCGCUCAAAAUUGAAGUUCAUGAAUAUAGUUAUACAUAGCACAAAGUCUAUUAAUAAGAAGGAAGAAGAACUGAAAGGAAUCAGCAUGGAGCUUCAAAAGUUAGAGCAGCAAAUCACAGCUUUUGUCACUGAACAGCAGCAACUUGAUGCUAAGCGGGUUCUUGACAAAUCAUUGCUGGAGCAGCAUAAGCAGGACAUUGCUAAUGCUAAUAAGCAAAAGCAAUAUACAUCUAAAGCUCUUGAAAAUAAGAGAAAAUCACUUGCAGAUGUGCAGAUGCAAAUUGAUCAGCUUAGAGCUAGUAUGGGAGCGAAACGAGCCGAAAUGGGCACAGAGCUUAUUGAUCACUUAACACCUGAAGAGAAGGACCUUCUGUCAAGAUUGAACCCUGAGAUAACAGAUCUUAAGGAGGAACUUAUCAAUUGCAGGAGUGAUCGCAUUGAGACUGAAUCGAGAAAAGCUGAACUCGAGACUAAUCUCACAACCAACCUUAAGAGGCGGAAACAAGAGUUGGAAGCAAUAAUAUCUGCGGCAGAGGCUGAUGCAUUGCUUGAUGAAGCUGAAUCAAAGAGGCAGGAAUUGAUGGAUGCAAAAUUAUUGGUUGAAGAUGCCACACAGCAACUUAAAAGAGUUUCUGAUAGAAUUGAUGAGCUAACAAAGCAACUUAGGGGAAUCAAAGAUGAGAAGAACGAUCUGAAGGGAUUGGAAGCUGAUUAUGAGAGCACACUUCAGAAUGAAGCAAAAGAGUUGGAACAAAUGUUAAGUAGAAAGAGCAGUCUUCUUGCUAGGCAGGAAGAGUUCUCAAAGAAAAUAAGGGAGUUGGGCCCUUUGUCAUCAGAUGCUUUUGAAACAUAUAAGCGAAAGCAGAUAAAAGAGUUGCAGAAAAUGCUUCAUAGGUGCAAUGAGCAACUGCAACAGUUCAGCCAUGUUAACAAGAAAGCACUUGACCAGUAUGUAAAUUUCACAGAGCAAAGAGAAGAACUGCAGAAAAGGCAGGCUGAGCUGGAUGCAGGUGAUGAGAAAAUUAAGGAACUUAUAGCAGUUCUAGAUCAGCGCAAGGAUGAGUCAAUAGAACGAACUUUCAAAGGUGUUGCCCGACACUUUAGAGAAGUAUUUUCAGAACUUGUGCAAGGUGGUCAUGGUCAUUUGGUGAUGAUGAAGAAAAAGGAUGGUGAUCAUGCUGCCGAAGAUGAUGAUGAUGAUGAACCUCGAGAGGUGGAUUUGGAGGGAAGAGUUGAGAAAUACAUUGGUGUAAAAGUGAAGGUUUCCUUUACCGGGCAAGGUGAGACGCAAUCAAUGAAGCAAUUGUCUGGAGGACAGAAAACUGUUGUAGCCCUUACAUUAAUUUUUGCGAUUCAACGAUGUGAUCCGGCUCCAUUUUAUCUGUUUGAUGAAAUAGAUGCAGCUCUAGAUCCUCAGUACCGAACUGCAGUUGGAAAUAUGAUUCGUCGACUGGCAGACAUGGCAAAUACGCAAUUCAUAACCACCACAUUUCGACCAGAGCUUGUCAAAGUUGCUGAUCAGAUCUAUGGUGUGACUCAUAAAAACAGGGUGAGCCGUGUUAAUCUUGUCUCCAAGGAAGAUGCGCUAGAUUUUAUCGAGCACGAUCAGCCUCAAAAUACCGAUUAAGGAGCCCCAUGUGAAGAACACGAGCUGUUUGGAUGUUGUGCAAUGUUUACUUCUCAGUUGCUUUGUAAAGAAUAGGUGCUAUAAGGACUGGACUGGAGUGAUGCCUUUAGCAUGUUUUCUUCAGACAGAUGUCCGGAUUUCACAUAGUAUUAGGUAUAUUUGUGUUAAAUAAUUCGCAACUAAGCUUGGUAGCUUUGAAACUCUCUAGCUGUCUGUUAAACGAAGUUUGGGUAAGAAUAUGAGUUUGACUUAUUACACAAAUGAAAAAAUUUAGGUUUUUUACUA
Molecule: messenger RNA, 4055 nt
Organism: Hibiscus syriacus
Lineage: Eukaryota; Viridiplantae; Streptophyta; Magnoliopsida; Malvales; Malvaceae
Product: structural maintenance of chromosomes protein 3-like
Exons: 30
Coding region: 162-3770 (1202 amino acids)
Biological process (GO): mitotic sister chromatid cohesion
Cellular component (GO): chromosome
Molecular function (GO): cohesin loader activity; protein binding; ATP hydrolysis activity
Source: RefSeq, a predicted model, not a curated record